UUAGACAACGACCAACCCAAACCAACCAAUCCCUCUGUCUCAUCUACGAUCAACCCCUGUUAUUUUCAUAUUCAGAUUCAUCACAAAGUGGGAAUACUGGUUUGUAUUUAUCGAGGAAGUCGUGGAGAUUGUAUUAAACAUUUGAACAUUAGUUGAGAAAUUGAGGGAUUCAGAAUGUCAGGUGUGCGAAGGUGCAAAAUAAUGCGUGGAAAGGAAAAAGUUGAUCUUGGAGAGGAAUCAUUAGAAAUGGCAAAUCAACACAGUGAAACUAUCGACUAUGGAAUUAUUUUGCCUUAUGACGUCGUUUCUAUGAUUUUUAAACGUCUUUUUGCAAGGGAUUUGAGCAAUUGUGCGAUGGUUUGCAGGCUUUGGCAAGAGGUUGCUGUUAACGAAUUGGCUAGUCGCGGUCCAAUGAUUGAUUUUUUACCCUCGAAAGCAGCCUUCAAAGCAUGUCAUACAUCGGUGUUUUCUCACAAUUUGACGAAUAGACCAAUGCUCGGACUCUUGUUCAGUAAAAUUAAUUCAUAUCCAGGUGAUUGUUUCAAUACACACUUCCCAAGAAACUGCCUUUCCAUCCUCAUGAAGACAAGUGGAGUUGUGGUAAAUGAAAAGGAAUUCGACAGAUAUACACCUGUUGCUGUUUGUGGAUACUUACCAGAGAGUUCUGAAGUAGAGAUUGAAUAUUUAAUGAGUAAGAAGGGUCAGAUCAUUCAUCUUAACAAAAAUUUGGAAGCCCUAAGCAAUGGGCUACAUGGGCAGCAACCACAAAGAUGGAGUGUUAUUGAGCCCAUGAUUCGGGGGGCUGUACAUAGGAUGAAGGAGAUUAAAUGUAUGUUACUGAUCACUUCUGAACGCUUUGGACAUGAGAACAAACUUUGUUCAUUAGAAGUAAUAAACGAGAAUGUACCUAUCCUCUGGGGUGGAAUAACUAAAGAAUUAAGGAUCGGCCGAAGAGGUGAAGCUGUUGGGACCUGUCAUGCCUGGAUAGCUGUUCUCAUUGGUGGUCCCAACGUCAAGAGUUGGUCACUCAUCAUUGGCAAUGGUGUACGAAGGAAGGAAGAAGUUCGGGAGAAAUUCAUCGAAUGGAGAAAGGAUAUUCAACCCAUGAAACACACUGUGGCUUUGAUGUUCGCUUGUGUAGGCAGAGGAACGUAUAUGUACGGUGUGAGAGACGUCGAGGCUUCAUCAUUCAAAGAGAUAUUCCCAGAUAUUCCACUCGUUGGGGGAUUUGGUAAUGGAGAGUUUGGAUUCAAUGUGAAUAACAAAUCAGAGAGGCAGGCCUGUCACCAAUAUUCCUCAUCAUUCUUGAUACUAACUUACGAUUAGUCGACAAUUUCUCAUGGAAUAUUUUUUUUUGUUCAUUCCUUCAAGUCCACGUUCCAAUCCAAACAGAUAUUACAAAUUACCAAUUAUUCAUCUGGAGUUAUUCAUUUAAGAUAAAAAAUUGUAAUACUUUUCAUAGCCUAACAAUCAACAUUUGGCAUAUUCUUGUAUAAUAAAAUCCAUCAGUAAAA
Molecule: messenger RNA, 1514 nt
Organism: Fopius arisanus
Lineage: Eukaryota; Metazoa; Arthropoda; Insecta; Hymenoptera; Braconidae
Exons: 2
Coding region: 175-1326 (383 amino acids)
Biological process (GO): positive regulation of proteasomal ubiquitin-dependent protein catabolic process; protein polyubiquitination
Molecular function (GO): protein binding
Source: RefSeq, a predicted model, not a curated record